This is a messenger RNA of Piliocolobus tephrosceles (Ugandan red Colobus), 7164 nucleotides long. RefSeq names its product ubiquitin protein ligase E3A (gene UBE3A). Gene Ontology annotation, biological process: ubiquitin-dependent protein catabolic process; protein polyubiquitination. The transcript is spliced from 13 exons. NCBI's taxonomy places the organism in Eukaryota, Metazoa, Chordata, Mammalia, Primates, Cercopithecidae. Bases 2786 to 5344 code for a protein of 852 amino acids. The record is from RefSeq and is a predicted model, not a curated record. Gene Ontology annotation, molecular function: ubiquitin protein ligase activity.
AGUCCUCCCGUCUUGCGCCGCGGCCGCGAGAUCCGUGUUUCUCCCAAGAUGGUGGCGCUGGGCUCGGGGUGACUGCAGGAGACGCCAGGGCCUUUUCCCUUCGGCAGGACCCGACACACCAGGCUUCGCUCGCUCGCGCACCCCUCCGCCGCGUAGCCAUCCGCCAGCCCGGGUGCCCGCCAUCCGCCGCCUACUUACGCUUCACCUCUGCCGACCCGGCGCGCUCGGCUGCGGGCGGCGGCGCCUCCUUCGGCUCCUCCUCGGAAUAGCUCGCGGCCUGUAGCCCCUGGCAGGAGGGCCCCGCAGCCCCCCGGUGUGGACAGGCAGCGGCGGCUGGCGACGAACGCCGGAAUUUCGGCGGCUCCGGCGCCCCCUUUCCCGGCCUCGUUUUCCGGAUAAGGAAGCGCGGGUCCCGCAUGAGCCCCGGCGGUGGCGGCAGCGAAAGGGAACGAGGCGGUGGCGGGCGGAGGCGGCGGGCGAGGGCGACGACGACCAGUGAGGCGGCCGCCGCAGCCCAGGCGCGGGGGCGACGACAGGUUAAAAAUCUGUAAGAGCCUGAUUUUAGAAUUCACCAGCUCCUCAGAAGUUUGGCGAAAUAUGAGUUAUUAAGCCUACGCUCAGAUCAAGGUAGCAGCUAGACUGGUGUGACAACCUGUUUUUAAUCAGUGACUCAAAGCUGUGAUCACCCUGAUGUCACCGAAUGGCCACAGCUUGUAAAAGGUAAUUUUGAAUUAUUUUACAGCCUUUAAAAGGCUGUCAUUGUAAAGUGAAAUACAUACUGUAGAAAUGAAGACAAUGUAUAGUUGGCAGGAAUAUUGCUAAGAAUAGUGGGCCUGAGAGUUGACCUGCUUCAUUUAAUCUCCUUAAAAUAUUUUAGUGUCUUUUUUCUUACUAAAAAUAUCGGUAGCCACUAUCAAAGACCUAUCUGUAUGGAUAAACAGGAAAGUAUUUCUCAAAAAACUUCAAAGUUUUAAACAUUUUGCUAUAAACCUUAUAGAAAACAUGAAAAAUUUCUUAAUAUGUAUUUUAAAGUAUGCCUUUUAUGUGGUGAACGUUUUAACUAAACAUUUCUCUAGAAGUUUUUAUGACAUUAAUAAAACUAGUAUACUUUUCUCUCCUAGAGAGUUACAGUGGAGGUAAAAGGAGUGGCUUGCAGGAUGGAGAAGCUGCACCAGUGUUAUUGGAAGUGAGCCACCAUUUGAAUUUGCUAGCUCAUGCUGCAGUAUUCAGAUUAGUGGGCGUUUUGUGAUCAUAUUUUCUGUGAUUCAAAUCAAGACCUAAAAUUGAGACUCUUCUAAGAUUUAUUUUUUAUUAUCUAAUGUUACUUGGUUAUUGUUUCAGUUUUAAAAUUUCUCUUCUGACUUGUUAUUCUGACACACUUUAGGAUAACCUAAGUCAAUAGUUUAAUACAAAAAUUUCCCUUUGGUUAUAUGUUUUGAAUUAGAUUAUAUGUUCUGCAUUUACAAGCACAUACAGGAUUCUUACUUCCAGCAACUUGGCAGUAAAAGAAUAAGUAGACUCUUUAGGAGCCAAAGUCAAGCUUGGGAACUAUUACUAGGGGUAUGUAUUUCAUAGUUUAUGUUUGUUUGUUUCCAAGACAAGAUCUCACUCCGUUGCCCAUGCUGGAGUGCAGUGGCACGAUCACAGCUCACUGCAGCUUUGACUUCCUGGGCUCAAGUGACCCUCCCACCUCAGCCUCCCAAGUAGCUGGGACUAAAGGCGCCCACCACCAUACCUGGCUAAGAGACGAGGUUUCAUCAUGUUGCCCAGGCUGAUCUUGAACUCCUGAGCUCAAGUGAUCCUUAUGCCCGGACCUCCCAAAGUGCUGAGAUUACAGACAUGAACCACCACACCUAGCAUAUUUCAUAGUUUUGAGAGUUUGAAUUCUAACCUUGGGAUUUUUUCGGUAACUUAUUUAGACUAUUCUAGAAAUACACUGUUAUUAGGAUGAGUAGAAAUUUAUUCAGACAAAUUAUUAAUAUUCACUGCAAGAAAAAUGUCUGCUAGUUCUGUAUAUAUUCAUUUUUCUCUUGAUUAAAAAACAAUUUGCAAUUUGAAUAGAACAACUUUGCUAUGUUUAAUAGACCCAGGACAGAUUUGUUUUAAGGUAAUAAUCUUUCAGUCCUUGUCCUUCUUCUGUACGGGAUUGGUUUACUUAGUUUUUCUUAUCAAUGGUUUUUAAUAGCCUACUUUAAUAUAUGUAAAAAGUAGUAAUUAAUAUAUUACAGUUUGGUGACAUUUUGAUGCCAAAGUUCACAUAUUCUCUUGCUUAGGAAACAGAAAUUGGGAAGACAGAUAUAGUUAUCAUUUGAUAAUGUAUUUAAAUUCUAUCCCAUUUCAGGAUCUCAAAACUGUGUAACAGUUAACAUAUUGUACUUCUAAGACUUAGAUUUGUUUUCCUUCUUGUGUCUUACCUUUUUGCAGUAAUAUUUUUAUUUUCCUAUCAUCAUGUCCUCAUUUUUCCCCCCUCUUCUUCUCUUUCCCUGUUAAUUUUGAAAGUUUUGCUGCCUACGUGUUUGAAAGCUUCUAAUCUGCCUCUCUUCCCUCAGUGCCAGCAGGUUUAUUUUUUGUUUUGCAAGCCAGCUCUGCCUCCUUACAGUAUGACAUCUGAUGCUGGAGGGUCGCACUUUCAAAAAUGAGUCAGCUGGUACAUGGGGUUAUCAUCAAUUUUUAGCUCUUCUGUCUGGGAGAUACAAGUUUGGAAGCAAUCUUGGGGUACUUACCCACAAGGCUGGUGGAGACCAGAUCAGGAGAACCUCAGUCUGACGACAUUGAAGCUAGCCGAAUGAAGCGAGCAGCUGCAAAGCAUCUAAUAGAACGCUACUACCACCAGUUAACUGAGGGCUGUGGAAAUGAAGCCUGCACGAAUGAGUUUUGUGCUUCCUGUCCAACUUUUCUUCGUAUGGAUAAUAAUGCAGCAGCUAUUAAAGCCCUCGAGCUUUAUAAGAUUAAUGCAAAACUCUGUGAUCCUCAUCCCUCCAAGAAAGGAGCAAGCUCAGCUUACCUUGAGAACUCGAAAGGUGCCCCCAACAACUCCUGCUCUGAGAUAAAAAUGAACAAGAAAGGCACUAGAAUUGAUUUUAAAGAUGUGACUUACUUAACAGAAGAGAAGGUAUAUGAAAUUCUUGAAUUAUGUAGAGAAAGAGAGGAUUAUUCCCCUUUAAUUCGUGUUAUUGGAAGAGUUUUUUCUAGUGCUGAGGCGUUGGUACAGAGCUUCCGGAAAGUUAAACAACACACCAAGGAAGAACUGAAAUCUCUUCAAGCAAAAGAUGAAGACAAGGAUGAAGAUGAAAAGGAAAAAGCUGCAUGUUCUGCUGCUGCUAUGGAAGAAGACUCAGAAGCAUCUUCCUCAAGGAUAGGUGAUAGCUCACAGGGAGACAACAAUUUGCAAAAAGUAGGCCCCGAUGAUGUGUCUGUGGAUAUUGAUGCCAUUAGAAGGGUCUACACCAGAUUGCUGUCUAAUGAAAAAAUUGAAACUGCCUUUCUCAAUGCACUUGUAUAUUUGUCACCUAACGUGGAAUGUGACUUGACGUAUCACAAUGUAUACUCUCGAGAUCCUAAUUAUCUGAAUUUGUUCAUUAUCGUAAUGGAGAAUAGAAAUCUCCACAGUCCUGAAUAUCUGGAAAUGGCUUUGCCAUUAUUUUGCAAAGCAAUGAGCAAGCUACCCCUUGCAGCCCAAGGAAAACUGAUCAGACUGUGGUCUAAAUACAAUGCAGACCAGAUUCGGAGAAUGAUGGAGACAUUUCAGCAACUUAUUACUUACAAAGUCAUAAGCAAUGAAUUUAACAGUCGAAAUCUAGUGAAUGAUGAUGAUGCCAUUGUUGCUGCUUCGAAGUGCUUGAAAAUGGUUUACUAUGCAAAUGUAGUGGGAGGGGAAGUGGACACAAACCACAACGAAGAAGAUGAUGAAGAGCCCAUCCCUGAAUCCAGUGAGCUGACUCUUCAGGAGCUUUUGGGAGAAGAAAGAAGAAACAAGAAAGGUCCUCGAGUGGACCCCCUGGAAACUGAACUUGGUGUUAAAACCCUGGAUUGUCGAAAACCACUUAUCCCUUUUGAAGAGUUUAUUAAUGAACCACUGAAUGAGGUUCUAGAAAUGGAUAAAGAUUAUACUUUUUUCAAAGUAGAAACAGAGAACAAAUUCUCUUUUAUGACAUGUCCCUUUAUAUUAAAUGCUGUCACAAAGAAUUUGGGAUUAUAUUAUGACAAUAGAAUUCGCAUGUACAGUGAACGAAGAAUCACUGUUCUCUACAGCUUAGUUCAAGGACAGCAGUUGAAUCCAUAUUUGAGACUCAAAGUUAGACGUGACCAUAUCAUAGAUGAUGCACUUGUCCGGCUAGAGAUGAUCGCUAUGGAAAAUCCUGCAGACUUGAAGAAGCAGUUGUAUGUGGAAUUUGAAGGAGAACAAGGAGUUGAUGAAGGAGGUGUUUCCAAAGAAUUUUUUCAGCUGGUUGUGGAGGAAAUCUUCAAUCCAGAUAUUGGUAUGUUCACAUACGAUGAAUCUACAAAAUUGUUUUGGUUUAAUCCGUCUUCUUUUGAAACUGAGGGUCAGUUUACUCUGAUUGGCAUAGUACUGGGUCUGGCUAUUUACAAUAACUGUAUACUGGAUGUACAUUUUCCCAUGGUUGUCUACAGAAAGCUAAUGGGGAAAAAAGGAACUUUUCGUGACUUGGGAGACUCUCACCCAGUUCUGUAUCAGAGUUUAAAAGAUUUAUUGGAGUAUGAAGGGAAUGUGGAAGACGACAUGAUGAUCACUUUCCAGAUAUCACAGACAGAUCUUUUUGGUAACCCAAUGAUGUAUGAUCUAAAGGAAAAUGGUGAUAAAAUUCCAAUUACAAAUGAAAACAGGAAGGAAUUUGUCAAUCUUUAUUCUGACUACAUUCUCAAUAAAUCAGUAGAAAAACAGUUCAAGGCUUUUCGGAGAGGUUUUCAUAUGGUGACCAAUGAAUCUCCCUUAAAGUACUUAUUCAGACCAGAAGAAAUUGAAUUGCUUAUAUGUGGAAGCCGGAAUCUAGAUUUCCAAGCAUUAGAAGAAACUACAGAAUAUGAUGGUGGCUAUACCAGGGACUCUGUUCUGAUUAGGGAGUUCUGGGAAAUCGUUCAUUCAUUUACAGAUGAACAGAAAAGACUCUUCUUGCAGUUUACAACGGGCACAGACAGAGCACCUGUGGGAGGACUAGGAAAAUUAAAGAUGAUUAUAGCCAAAAAUGGCCCAGACACAGAAAGGUUACCUACAUCUCAUACUUGCUUUAAUGUGCUUUUACUUCCGGAAUAUUCAAGCAAAGAAAAACUUAAAGAGAGAUUGUUGAAGGCCAUCACGUAUGCCAAAGGAUUUGGCAUGCUGUAAAACAAAACAAAAUAAAACAAAAAAAGGAGGAAAAAAAAAAAGAAAAAAUUUUAAAAAUUUUAAAAAUAUAACAAGAGGGAUAAAUGUUUGGUGGUGAUAGUGUCCCAGUACAAAAAGGCUGUAAGAUAGUGAACCACAGUAGUCACCUCUGUCUGUGCCUCCCUUCUUUAUUGGGGACGUGUGGGCUGGAACAGCAGAUUUCAGCUACAUAUAUGAACAAAUCCUUUAUUAUUAUUAUAAUUAUUUUUUUGCGUGAAAGUGUUACAUAUUCUUUCACUUGUAUGUACAGAGAGGUUUUUCUGAAUAUUUAUUUUAAGGGUUAAAUCACUUUUGCUUGUGUUUAUUACUGCUUGAGGUUGAGCCUUUUGAGUAUUUAAAAAAUAUAUACCAACAGAACUACUCUCCCGAGGAAAAUAUUGCCACCAUUUGUAGACCAUGUAACCUUCAAGUAUGUGCUACUUUUUUGUCCCUGUAUCUAACCCAAAUCAGGAACUGUAUUUUUUUUUUUUUAAUGAUUUGCUUUUGAAACUUGAAGUCUUUGAAACAGUGUGAUGCAAUUACUGCUGUUCUAGCCCCCAAAAAGAGUUUUCUGUGCAAAAUCUUGAGAAUCAAUAAAGAUGGAAGGGAGAAAUUGGAAUGUUUUAACUGCAGCCCUCAGAACUUUAGUAACAGCACAACAAAUUAAAAAAACAACUCAUGCCACAGUAUAUUGUCUUCAUGUGUCUUGCAAUGAACUGUUUCAGUAGCCAAUCCUCUUUCUUAGUAUAUGAAAGGACAGGGAUUUUUGUUCUUGUUGUUCUUGUUAUUUUAAGUUUACUGGGGAAAGUGCAUUUGGCCAAAUGAAAUGGUAGUCAAGCCUAUUGCAACAAAGUUAGGAAGUUUGUUGUUUAUUAUAAACAAAAAGCAUGUGAAAGUGCACUUAAGAUAGAGUUUUUAUUAAUUACUUAUUACCUAGAUUUUAAAUAGACAAUCCAAAGUCUCCCCUUCGUGUUGCCAUCAUCUUGUUGAAUCAGCCAUUUUAUCGAGGCACGUGAUCAGUGUUGCAACAUAAUGAAAAAGAUGGCUACUGUGCCUUGUGUUACUUAAUCAUACAGUAAGCUGACCUGGAAAUGAAUGAAACUAUUACUCCUAAGAAUUACAUUGUAUAGCCCCACAGGUUAAAUUUAAUUCAAAACAUGUUAAACAUUACUUUCAUGUACUAUGGAAAAGUACAAGUAGGUUUACAUUACUGGAUUUUCAGAAGUAAGUAGUUUCCCCUUUCCUAGUCUUCUGUGUAUGUGAUGUUAAUUUCUUUUAUUGCAUUAUAAAAUAAAAGGAUUAUGUAUUUUUAACUAAGGUGAGACAUUGAUAUAUCCUUUUGCUACAAGCUAUAGCUAACGUGCUGAGCUUGUGCCUUGGUGAUUGUUUUAACUGAUUACUGUAGAUCAACCUGAUGAUUUGUUUGAAAUUGGCAGGAAAAAUGCAGCUUUCAAAUCAUUGGGGGGAGAAAAAGGAUGUCUUUCAGGAUUAUUUUAAUUUUUUUCAUAAUUGAGACAAAACUGUUAUGUACCAUAAUGCUAAAUAAAACUGUGGCACUUUUCACCAUAAUUUAGUGGAAAAAGAAGACAAUGCUUUCCAUAUUGUGAUAAGGUAACAUGCGGUUUUUCUGGGCCAGCCUUUAGAACACUGUUAAGGUACGUACGCUACCUUGAUGAAAGGGACCUUCGUGCAACUGUAGUCAUCUUAAAGGCUUCUCAUCCACUGUGCUUCUUAAUGUGUAAUUAAAGUGAGGAGAAAUUAAAUACUCUGAGGGCGUUUUAUAUAAUAAAUUCGUGAAGAAA